AUGAGUAGUUGCAAAAUAUGGGUGCUCUGUUUCUAUAUUAUUCUCACUCCGACAACCGUUUUUCCGUUGGCAGUCCCUCGAAAGGCUGAGGGUCCUAUUUGUUUAGACGAAAAAGGGAAUUACACAGCUACAAGCAGGCAUGCAGCUAAUCUUAAGGGCCUCCUCUACACUCUCUCUGUAAAUAUCGACGACAGCGGUUUCUAUAGCGGCACACUGGGCACUGCCAAAGCUGUUGCCCUCUGCAGAGCCGAUACUCUGCUCGACGCUUGUAAAGGUUGCGUCAAGGACAACGCCGAAAUCUUAAUAGAUCAUUGUCCGAAACAAUACCAGGCGAUUGUGUGGUCGCAAUUCUGUAUGGUUCGGUACUCAAACGAGACCAUAUACGAGAGGCUAGAUGUUGAACCCGUAACGGUUUUUCGUGGGAAAAUAAAUGUGACCACGAGUCCCGACACGUUUAAGGACAUCCGUAAAGAGCUGAUCGACGAUAUUCGGGCAAAGAUAGCUAACGGCAGCUCUCCUCGCAUGGCUGAGGUGGGGAAUAGGACGACGGGGCCCGGUGCUCAGAAAAUCUACGUGUUCAUGCAGUGCACGCCGGAUUUAUCGCCCACGAAUUGCAGCAGUUGCUUGGUGGAGGCGGCGCUAUAUCUUUCGGGAGAUUCUCAAGCGGGCACUGUCUAUCUGCCCAGCUGCAUUCUACGCUACGCGCCUACAAAUGAUUACAAUAGUACAAGGCUUCAUGAACCAAUAUUGGCAACGUCGUCUUUACCGCCGCCGCCGCCGCCUUUGGUGCCAUCUCCACCACCACCGGUUGAUCAUUCUAUUUUAAUUGGUGAAGAUGUUGAUGGGAUCAGCACUGUUGAAUCCAUACAAUUUGAUUUUGGCAAAAUUAAAGAUUCAACAAAUGGCUUCUCGGAUGAUAACAAGCUGGGGGAAGGUGGUUUUGGACCUGUUUAUAUGGGAAAACUUGAAAAUAGAGGAGAAAUAGCAGUGAAAAGAUUAUCCAAGGAUUCAGGUCAAGGUGAAAUGGAAUUCAAGAAUGAGGUGUUGUUAGUGGCCAAACUCCAGCACAAGAAUUUGGUUAGGCUUUUGGGUUUCUCCAUUCAAGGUAUCGAGCGGCUUCUUGUAUACGAGUUCGUCCCGAAUGGCAGCCUAGACCAAUUUUUAUUUGACCGGAUCAAAUCAUCGACUUUGGAUUGGGAUACGCGUUACAAAGUCAUCGGGGGCAUAGCUAAGGGAAUUCUAUAUUUGCAUGAAGAUUCCAGGCUCCAAAUCAUUCACCGUGAUCUUAAAGCUAGUAAUAUCCUUCUUGAUAAACAUAUGAAUCCUAAAAUCUCCGAUUUCGGUAUGGCAAAAUUAAUUGUGCCAGAUGAAACUCAAAAAAGUACUACCAGAAUUGUCGGAACCUAUGGGUAUAUGGCACCAGAAUACGCUAUUUCUGGUCAGUUCUCUGUCAAAUCGGACGUAUUUAGCUUUGGUGUCAUAAUCCUGGAAAUUAUAAGUGGCCAGAGAAAAAUAUUUAUCCAAAAUGGGGAGGACUCUGGAGAUCUUUUGAGCUAUGCUUGGAGAAGUUGGCGCGAGGGAACCACCGCAAAUUUCAUAGACCCGAUGUUGAGGGCUAGUUCUGGUUCCCAACAUGACAUGAUCAAGUGUAUUCACAUUGCUUUGUUGUGUGUCCAAGAAAAUGCAGUGGACAGACCAACAAUGGCAUCGGUUGUAAUAAUGAUGAAUAGUCUCUCUAUAACGCUACCAAUGCCUUCGAAGCCUGGAUUCUACGUGCCCGUAGGUAGCUUUUCAGGAGCUUCAAUCCCAUAUGAGCAUAGUUUGCAGACAAGUGCCGGCAUUAUAACACAGCGAUUAUUACCUCAAUCUGAUCAUUCAUCUGUCAAUAAAAACUCCUCAACGACCGACUUGUACCCGCUGUAGUGUGCAAAAUAUAAGUAUAAAUAGUUAUUCAAAACAUAUCCAUAUGUUUUUAAUAGUGAGGUUUGAGGCUUGGAGCCACUUUUGGUUUGAUUGUUUUGUUUUUAAUGUGUAUAAUUGGUAUGCUUGUGUAUAUAUCAUGGUUCAAAUAAUUCAAACUUGUUGUAUACGUAUAUGUUAUGCAACAUGGAUUGUUUUCGUAUAAACUUGAUUGGAAUGUUUUUGUGUUAUUAUAGGUGUAUGAGGAGUUGAAUAAUUUUGUCGGGGAUCGAAAAUUUUAGAUGAAUAACUACGGUCUACGGGGUUUGUUGGGCAAAAUUCACACAUUUAAAUGCACCUAUUGCAAACAAGUGGUAAUAGUGCACUCCUUGUUAGGAAAGCAUGC
Erythranthe guttata (spotted monkey flower) is the source of this 2305-nucleotide messenger RNA. Lineage: Eukaryota; Viridiplantae; Streptophyta; Magnoliopsida; Lamiales; Phrymaceae. The record is from RefSeq and is a predicted model, not a curated record.